Messenger RNA from Drosophila eugracilis, 564 nucleotides. Its product is annotated as protein C19orf12 homolog. Lineage: Eukaryota; Metazoa; Arthropoda; Insecta; Diptera; Drosophilidae. Bases 54 to 479 code for a protein of 141 amino acids. The record is from RefSeq and is a predicted model, not a curated record. The transcript is spliced from 2 exons.
AGACCUGAAUCUUUGAGGACUGAAACUUUUACACACUCGUAUGGACACACAAAAUGGAUCUACUUACAAUUCUAGUCUCACUGGCUGAUGAUGAAAAUGUCCGAGUAGCUUACAAAAAGUCGACCACAGGAGCUAUCGGUAGUGUUGCCAUUGGUGGUGCUGGUUCAAUUAUUGGGCUACUGGUGGCAGGUCCAUUGGGUGUAAUAGUUGGCGGGGCCGCAGCAGGCAUUUUGUCUUACACAAUUUCCAGAAGUCCAGGAAACUUUAGGAAUCUAAGUGAAGUAAUUCUGAAUGAUUUGUCGGAAAAGCAGAAACAAAGGCUGUUUGAGCAAGUGGUUAAGGCUGUAAGCAAAAUGAAGAAAAUCCGUGGAAAAAAUGUAAUUGAACAAAUAUAUAUGAACAAAGAGGCCAAAAUUGUUGCACUUAAUACGACAAAGACGUAUGUUACAAAAACAUUGGGAAUGACCAUUCUUAAAUAACCAACACUAUACCCAUUCAUACAAAUGACAAUUUUAUACAAAGCACCACGAGUACCUUAAUAAAGUGAUUUCUAUUAAAGCUAUA